GGGGGCUGCAGCGAGGCGGAGGAGACGAAGAGGUGCCACCGCGGGACCCCAGGGAGGAGUCAGGGAGCGAUCCUGCCCCGCAGCGGCCCCCAGGUGCGGUGACCGGGCGGGGCCGGGGCCGCCAUGGGGGUCCUGCCCCUCCCCCUCCUGCUGCUGGCCGCGGGGACCCAGGCGUCCGGGCUGCAGCUCGGUGGGCACCUCGACCUGGGUGCCGCUUCGCCCUGGGCAUGGAGGACGGCUCCAUCCCCGACAGCCGCCUCUCGGCCUCCAGCGCCUGGUCCGACUCCACCGCCGCCCGCCACGGCCGGACAUCCCCGUGUCCCCAGGCUGGGUCGCAGCGAUGGGGACGGCGCCUGGUGUCCCGCGGGUCCCGUUUUCCCGGAGGAAGAGGAGUUCCUGGAGGUGGACCUGGGCCGGCUGCACGUGGUGACACUCGUGGGGACACAGGGACGUCACGCCGGUGGCCACGGCAGGGAGUUUGCCCGCGCCUACCGGCUGCGCUACAGCCGUGACCGGCACCGCUGGCUGCGCUGGCGCGACCGAUGGGGCACUGAGGUGAUCGGGGGUAACGAGGACCCCGAGGGGGUGGUGCUGAAGGACCUGGCGCCGCCCCCCGUGGCUCGGGCGCUGCGCGUCUACCCCCGGGCCCCCCGCGCCAUGAGCGUCUGCCUGCGCCUGGAGCUCUACGGCUGCCCAUGGGACGCCGGGCUCCUGUCCUACACGGCGCCGCGGGGACAGGUGAUGACCCUCGACCCGGCGCCUGUUGUCCUCAACGACUCUACCUACGAUGGCUACAGCGCUGGCCCGUUGCAAUUUGGGGGGCUGGGUCAGCUAACGGACGGGGUGCUGGGGUUGGAUGACUUCGUGAGGACCCGCGAGCGACGCCUUUGGCCGGGCUAUGACUACGUGGGAUGGCGUCGGCCCCCCGGCCCCCAACCCCACGUGGAGCUGGAGUUCGAAUUCGAGGGUCUCCGGGCUUUCCGUGCCAUGCAGGUUCAUUGCAACAACAUGCACACGCGGGGGGUGAGCAUCUUCGGGGAGGUGGAGUGCCGCUUCAAGAGGAGCCUGGCCACGGCCUGGGAGCCCACCCCGGCCACCCACAGCCUGGCUGGGGGGGUCAAGGACCCCAGCGCCCGUUCGGUCACCGUGCCUCUGGGUGGGCGCCAGGCCCGCUUCAUCCAGUGUCACUUCUUCUUCGCCGGGGAGUGGAUGCUCUUCAGCGAGAUCACCUUCCUCUCAGAUGUGGUGGAGGAGGCGGUGGGUGCCAGUGGGUGGCCCCCAGCCGCGCCCCCCGACUCCUCAGCGGGGGCCAUGGCUGUCCCUGAGGACCCCUGGCACAUGGACAUGGCUACCAACCUCAGUACCCCAACCCCUGGGGAGCCCAAGCCGGAGCAACCCAUCGCCAAAGCUGACCACAGCCACACGUCCAUCCUGAUUGGCUGCCUGGUGGCCAUCAUCCUGCUCCUAUUGGGUGUCAUCUUCCUCAUCCUCUGGCGGCAGUACUGGAAGAAGAUACUGGGGAAGGCCCAGCGCCGGCCGUCAGAGGACGAGCUGCGGGUGCAGCUCUCGGUGCCGGGUGACACCAUCGUCAUCAACAACGCGACGGGGGCGGCGCGGGGACCCCCCCGCUACGAGCGCAUCCCCCCGGGCCAGGGCGAGUACCAGGAGCCGACGCGGCCGCGGCCAUCGCUGCCCCCGGCCCCCCCCGGACCUGCAGCACCCCUUGCCAACCCGGCCUAUCGGCUCCUGCUGGCCACCUAUGCCCAGCCAAUGGGAGGGCUCGCUCGGGCCCCACCCGAUGGGGCUAAGCCAACCAAUACAGAUGGUAUGGCAGAGCCCGAGGGCGGGGCGGGGGCCUAUGCAGAGGCUGACGUCACUGGUGGCUCCGCCUAUGCCAUGGCUGGACCCGCCCCUGGACCCGCCCCCAGCCCCGCCCUCCCCGCCUUCCCCCGCCGGCGCCUCCGCUUCCGCGAGAAGCUGGGGGAGGGGCAGUUUGGAGAGGUGCUGCUGUGCGAGGUGGAGGACCCCCAGGCGCUGCCCCCCCUCUCCCGCCCCCCCGACCUGCCCCAGGGGCGCCCCAUGCUCGUCGCCGUCAAGGUCCUGCGCCCCGAUGCCACCAAGAAUGCCCGGCGGGACUUCCUGCAGGAGGCGCGGACCCUGGGGCGCCUGCGGGACCCCAACAUCGUGCGGCUGCUGGGGGUGUGCGCGGGGGCCGGCCCCCUCUGCAUCAUCACCGAGUACAUGGAGCACGGCGACCUCCACCAGUUCCUGGGGGGGCCCCGCGGCCCCGCCCUCAGCCUGGCCACCCUGCUGCACGUGGGGGCUCAGAUCGCCUCGGGGAUGCGGUUCCUGGCGGGUUUGAACUUCGUCCACCGCGAUUUGGCCACCCGCAACUGCCUGGUGGGGGAGGGCUUCACCGUCAAGGUGGCCGACUUCGGCAUGAGCCGCCACCUCUACGCCGCCGACUACUACCGCGUCCGCGGCCGCGCCCUCCUCCCCAUCCGCUGGAUGGCCUGGGAGUGCAUCCUCAUGGGGACGUUCACGCCGGCCAGCGACGCCUGGGCUUUCGGGGUGACGCUGUGGGAGGUGCUGACGCGGUGCCGGGAGCAGCCCUACGGGCGCCUGAGCGACGAGCAGGUCAUCGCCAACGCCGGGCACCACUUCCGCGCCCAGGGCCGCCAGGAGUACCUGCCGUGCCCCCCGGGCUGCCCUGCGGCGCUGCACGGGGUGAUGCUGCGCUGCUGGUCCCGCGACGCCGCCGACCGCCCGUCCUUCGGCCUCCUGCACCGCCUGCUGCGCGACCACACCGUCCUCGCCUGAGCCGCCGCCUCCUCCUCCUCACCGUCCUCUUCCUCACCACCAGCGUCCUUCAUCCCUCCUGCAGCCUCCUUCUUCGCCCUGCUCCCCCUCACUGGCGUCAUCCUUCGUCCCUCCUCAUCCUCAUCCUUCAUCUCUCGUUCAUCUUCUUUCUGCUUUAUCAUCCUCUUCCUCCUUCCUCCUCUUCCUCCCUCCUCCUCUUCCUCCCUCCUCCAUCCUCAUCCUCCUCCACCUACCUCCUCCUUCCUCCUCCUUCUCAUGCUUCAUCCCCCUUAUAACCUUCCUCCUCUUCCUCCCUCCUUCAGCCUUCAUCGUCCUCCUUCUUCUCUUACACAUUUCUCCUUCAUCCUCCUCCUCCUCCCCCUCCUUCAUCUUCCCUUCAUCAUCCUCCUCCUCCUCUUCCCCUUCAGUCUCCUGCUUCCCUUCAGUCUCCUCCUUCGUCUUCCUCCUCCUCCUCCUGCCUCCUUCCUCCUUCCUCCUCCUGCCCCCUUCUUCUUCCUCCUCCUGUCUCCUUCCUCCUCCUCCUCCUGCCCCCUUCCCCCUCCUCCUCCUCCUCCUCCUCCUGCCCCCUCCUUCCUCCUCCUCCUGCCCCCUUCCUCCUCCUCCUCCUGCCCCCUUCCUCCUCCUCCUCCUGCCCCCUUCCUCCUCCUCCUCCUCCUCCUGCCCCCUUCCUCCUCCUCCUCCUCCUCCUCCUCCUGCCCCCUCCUUCCUCCUCCUCCCCCUCCAUCUUCCUCCUCACCCAACACUGGAAUCACCCAACAC
Phalacrocorax carbo (great cormorant) is the source of this 3579-nucleotide messenger RNA. Lineage: Eukaryota; Metazoa; Chordata; Aves; Suliformes; Phalacrocoracidae. The record is from RefSeq and is a predicted model, not a curated record.